Molecule: messenger RNA, 1773 nt
Organism: Beta vulgaris subsp. vulgaris (sugar beet)
Lineage: Eukaryota; Viridiplantae; Streptophyta; Magnoliopsida; Caryophyllales; Amaranthaceae
Product: plant UBX domain-containing protein 7
Exons: 10
Coding region: 113-1477 (454 amino acids)
Biological process (GO): proteasome-mediated ubiquitin-dependent protein catabolic process
Cellular component (GO): nucleus
Molecular function (GO): ubiquitin binding
Source: RefSeq, a predicted model, not a curated record
CCAUCACUCUUUUUUCUUUUUCAUACAAGUUUUUUACAAAAACUCCUUUUUUGUUUCACCCCUCAAAUAUUUUUCCGAAUUUCAAUCGCCAUUGACGAAAAAGCUCGAACUAAUGGAGGACAUUCUCUCACCUACCGAUAAGCAGAGCAUGGUUACUUCUUUCCUUGAGAUCGCCGUCGGUCAGACCGUAGAUACUGCCCACCAAUUUUUGCAGGCAACCGGCUGGAAGCUUGAAGAAGCUAUUCAGCUAUUCUAUGUGGGGCAUGAAGGUGGGGAAAUGGCGUCGUCAUCUUAUUUCCCCCCAGUAGAGAAUGCUACUCCUUUAGCUGAUAAGAGCUCAAGUGGAUCUGAUGAGGGGAUAGCAAAGGAAUUAAGCGAACUAAAUGGUGGUGAUGAUGUCCGUCCACCUUUACCUGUGAUAAGAGAGGCCCUUUAUGAUGAUACUAUGCUAUACGGAGCCACAAGAGUAGCGUAUCCAUCACAUGGACCGAGUUCUGUGGUUGCCUUUCGCAACUUUGAGGAGGAAAUGAAACACCCUGCUGUAUGGGAGUCUGAGCAAGGUGGUAGUUCUACAACGGAGAGUUCUCGAGACAAUCUUGCUGCUUUGUAUCGUCCUCCUUUUGCUAUAAUGCAUCAGGGUUCUUUUGAAAAGGCAAAACUUGCCGCUGCUGCUGAGGACAAGUGGCUCCUGGCAAAUUUGCAAUCUCCUACGGAAUUUAGCUCACAUAUGCUUAACAGAGAUACCUGGGCAAAUGAAGCUGUGGCCCAAACUAUCAAAACCAAUUUUAUCUUUUGGCAGGUUUAUGAUGAUACAAGUGAGGGUAAGAAGGUUUGCACUUACUACAAAAUCGAAUCUGCUCCUGUUACCCUUGUAAUUGACCCCAUAACAGGACAAAAAAUGCGUUCAUGGUCUGGCAUGGUACAUCCUGAUCGAUUACUGGAGGAUCUUCUGCCUUUCAUGGAUGGCGGUCCAAAAAAUCACCAUACCUCACUCUCUCAUAAACGGCCAAGAGAAAGUUCUCAUGCUGCUGCUCCAAAAGUCCAGGUUGAGACCAAUGAAGAGGAUGAGGAAUUGCAACGAGCUCUUGCUGCAUCAAUGGAGAAACAUCCAGAUGAAGUAGCUUCCGAAGAAAAAAAUGCAGUUGCUGCCGACAUGGAAAAAGAAACAUGCUCUACAAAGAAGCCUGUGUAUCUCCCCCUUCCAGAAGAACCCAAAGGAGACAGAAAUAUACUUUGCCGUGUUGGAUUUCGUCUCCCUGAUGGAAGAAGGGUUCAGCGGAACUUUUUGCGUACUGACCCAAUACAGCUGUUGUGGUCGUUCUGCAGCUCCCAGCUCGGAGAGGCUGAGACAAGGCCGUUCCGCUUGACACAUGCAAUUGGAAUCCCUGGACCUGCAAAAUCUCUGGAAUAUGAUAGCAAGUUGACCUUUGAAGAAUCAGGGGUCUCAAACUCUAUGAUCUCAGUUACCUGGGAAUAAAGACGAAUAUGUUGCUCUCUUGUUUUAAUUCAUAGUAUGGCUCAUGGCUGAGAGCUCAAGCAGACUUGUUAUUGAAUCAGUUAUCUUGCUGUUCUGCUCCGCCUUUUGUUGGUCGUAAUUUGUUUGUAAAACACAUCAUGAUAGGAAGAACUAUGAAGCUAGCUUAUUAUUUGUUAUUUAGUGAAUAUGUAUAUACUUCUUGCCAAAAAAAAAAAUGAUAGAAGGGUACUAUAGACUGCUCCCUUUUCUUUUCACACACUGGCCCUCUUUUUUUAUAUCAGUCUUUAAAUUCUCAA